CACAGCUUGAGCAAAAUGAGGCAGACCAAACUCACUGUGGGCAGCCUUGGAUUGGGUCUGAUCAUCAUCCAGAAUGGGCCAUACCUCCAGAUUAGCCACCUCAUCAAGAAAGGGGCUGCAGCUGAUGAUGGGACACUCCAGCCAGGUGAUAUUCUGAUUAGUGUUGGCCAUGCCAAUGUGUUAGGAUAUACCCUUCGUGAAUUUUUAAAGCUUUUGCAAAAUAUCAUCAUAGGAACAGUUCUACAAAUCAAGGUUUACCGAGACUUUAUUGAUAUACCACAAGAAUGGCAAGAAGUAUAUGAUUUAAUCCCUGAGACCAAAUUUCCAGUACCACACAUAACGAAGAAAACAGAACAGUCAAAGGGUGAAUUUUUCAUGAGCAGUGAUGACGAAGAUGUUGUUUUAGAUAAAAGACUUAAAUAUUACAGAUAUCCUCGGUCAGUUUGGAAUUACCCUGUAAAGACACCAAUAUCUAUCUCCACAGAAUGGCAUGGAUAUAAAAAGAAGGACCACAUUAUUAGUGUUGGAAAAGAUAUUAACAGCGACGUAAUGAUUCACAGAGAUGACCAGAAGGAACUGAGGGCCCCUUCUCCAUACUGGACAAUGGUAGAGCAAGAAAAUGCCAUCUCCUCCUCUUCCUCCACUGCAGAGUCUUCCUCAGAUGCCUUCUGGCUGGAGGACUAUGCUCAAGUUGAAUAGGGUAAAGGUCAACCAGUACCAAAGGUUGCUAGUAGCAGUUGCAAAUCUAUGACCAUACAGUGUUUUUUAAAAAUACCCAAUUUUUAUACCUUACCAGGUAUAGCUUUUGCAGGAAUUUCUACACAAGUAUGUGUAGAAUUAGCAAUUCUUGUCUAUGAUUGUACAGAAAAGCCUUUAUAAUGAGAGCUAAAGACUUCCCUGAGGUCUCACAGGCCUCAUAAAUCUAUUCUCAAAAUAGCAUCAUAAAUCAGGUCAGCAAGACCCCCUUUCUAAGUAAGAAUUUCUCAUCAUUUACAAAAUGUAGAAAAGGAACCCAAUCAUAAGAGUGUCUGAACAUUUGCUUCUUAAUAAACAUUCCUCUUUAUAUAUUUUUUGGCUGACUGUUCACAUCAGGACCCCUGAGCCUACCUUUUCAGUCCUAUUUUAGUUGGAAUGCUGGACUGAUAGUUAAUGAUUUAAAGGAGACAUAAUUAAAACACAAAAAGAGACAGGAGAGGAACACUGCUACAAUGAAGGUAAAUGAGGCACACAAAUGAGGGAGCAGGCCUACAGCAGGUACACAGGAUGAGCCACAGGGAAUUUAUGCUGCCUAGAAAUAACUUCAUUGCAAAAAGGGGGUAAAAACAAGACCAUUCAACUGCUGUUACCCCAAAAUGAGAAAAUUUAAAUUUAGUAUCCUUAAAAAUCCAUCAAUAAUAAUCUCCAAUUUUUACCUUGAUAGUUAC
Molecule: messenger RNA, 1424 nt
Organism: Nannospalax galili (Upper Galilee mountains blind mole rat)
Lineage: Eukaryota; Metazoa; Chordata; Mammalia; Rodentia; Spalacidae
Gene: Pdzd9
Product: PDZ domain containing 9
Exons: 3
Coding region: 16-699 (227 amino acids)
Molecular function (GO): protein binding
Source: RefSeq, a predicted model, not a curated record